UAUUCUCUCGCCUUCGAGUUUUUCCCUUUCUCGCACCGGAUCAGUCAAGUCGUCAGUUCACUCUUUAUAUCUAUCGAGAGAGAGGGAGAGAAGCAAAACUAAUUGCAGAUAGAGAACGAAAGAAAAUGUCCACUCUCACCGUUCCGGCGCAAGUCCCCUCCGCCACCGAAGACAUCGAGCAACUCCACAAAGCCUUCGCAGGAUGGGGAACUAAUGAAGAAUUAAUCAUAUCCAUAUUGGCACAUAGAAAUGCUGCUCAGCGCAAGUUGAUACGACAAACUUAUGCUGAAACUUACAAAGAAGAUCUCCUUAAAGCACUUGACAAAGAACUUACAGAUGACUUUGAGAGGCUGGUAGUGAUCUGGACCCUUGAUCCUGCUGAACGCGAUGCAUAUUUGGCCAAUGAAGCAACAAAGAAGUGGACUGCAAGCAACCAGGUUCUGGUGGAAAUAGCUUGUGCAAGGUCUCCACAGGAACUACUUCAUGCAAGGCAAGCUUAUCAUGCUCGCUAUAAGAAAUCUCUUGAAGAAGAUGUUGCACAGCACACAACUGGGGACUUCCGCAAGCUUUUGUUACCUCUUGUGUGCUCAUAUCGCUAUGGUGGGGAAGAGGUGAACAUGACCCUUGCAAAAAAUGAGGCCAAGAUACUCCAUGAGAGCAUCUCUAAGAAGGCUUACGGUGAUGAGGAUCUCAUCAGAAUUUUGGCUACAAGGAGCAAAGCACAGAUCAACGCAACUCUCAACCGCUACAGAGACGCAUUUGGGCAUGACAUAAUCAAGGACUUGGAAGGUGAUCCCAAAGAUGAGUUCCUCUCGAUUCUGAGAGCAACAGUGGAGUGCUUGACCUAUCCUGAGAAGUACUUUGAGAGGAUUCUUCGCCUGGCAAUAAACAAGCAAGGAACUGACGAAUGGGCUGUCACUAGAGUAGUUGCAACAAGAGCCGAGGUCGACUUGAAGAUCAUAAAAGACGAGUACUGCAGGAGGAACAGUGUCCCUUUGGAUCGUGCCAUCGCCAAGGACACCGGUGGAGACUAUGAGAAAAUGCUCCUUGCCCUGGUAGGACAUGGGGAUGCUUAAGAAGCAGUUGUGCUGCUUCGUUCAGUUUCCUUGUGAUUAUUGUGGCUGUCUAUUGCUUGAGUGUUAUCCUUUUGGUUGUGUGAGUUCUGAGUUGUUCGCCUUUGUUUUUGUUAUCCACCUCCUGAAUUAAGAACAGUAAGAAGCCAUAAAUAUCAUAAAUAAUGUCAAUUUUAUAUGCUAGAAUUCUCUCUUUCCGUA
Messenger RNA from Diospyros lotus (date-plum), 1274 nucleotides. RefSeq names its product annexin Gh1-like. Bases 126 to 1076 code for a protein of 316 amino acids. Gene Ontology annotation, cellular component: cytoplasm. Lineage: Eukaryota; Viridiplantae; Streptophyta; Magnoliopsida; Ericales; Ebenaceae. The transcript has 5 exons. The record is from RefSeq and is a predicted model, not a curated record. Gene Ontology annotation, molecular function: calcium ion binding; calcium-dependent phospholipid binding.